Molecule: messenger RNA, 2338 nt
Organism: Batrachochytrium dendrobatidis JAM81
Lineage: Eukaryota; Fungi; Chytridiomycota; Chytridiomycetes; Rhizophydiales
Exons: 12
Coding region: 1-2268 (755 amino acids)
Biological process (GO): endosome to lysosome transport; endosomal transport; regulation of autophagosome maturation
Cellular component (GO): late endosome; endolysosome membrane
Source: RefSeq, a predicted model, not a curated record
AUGUCAACUUUUGCUUGGCUUAUUAAUCAAGCAAGCGGAAUGCUCAUUGGCACCGAUGCAUUGUCACAUUCUACUUCAGAAUCUAAACCAACUGGUGGAGCUGCCAUUGACCGUCAUUCUUUCGAGUUUCUCAGAACAUUGGAACCUAGAGUACAUAAAAUAUUAACCUUGUCGGCAUUGCAAUUGGGCAAACCGCAAGUUCAGGCUGAUUUUGCUGCAGACAUGAGAGAUUUGGCUGAAGUAUUGGUUUGGUCAGACAAUAGAAACCUGGACGAUUGUUUUGCAUUGUUUAUUGAGAAAAAUGUACAUCAAGUGCUGUUGAAUAUUUUAAAACAUGCUGCCGAUUUUGACGGGAUCAUUCUUGCUGUACUCAGAUUCUUCAAUGUGUUUCUCGAGAGCGUCAAGAGUGGAAAUAUCAUGUAUUUUAUGCUGUCCAAUUACUACAUCAACGACAUCAUCUCAGUCCCCCUUAAUAAAGCCCGAUCAUAUCCGCUAUUUUCGCAAGCCACUAUUUAUCAUUAUCAUCAAGAGUCCAUGGUUCGUGUUGGAGUACGCACUAUAAUUCUUAAUCUUCUUAACGUCAAUGAUCCGGAAACUCUUGAUUUUAUUAUUCAAGACAGAUUAUACUUUAUUGGUGUAGUAGACCACAUGGCUGGAAUUCUUCAAUCACUAUGUGGAUUCAUGGAAGUCAAAAGUCACGCGGAUUCGCAAGAGCAGUUGGGAUUGUUUUUGGAAUAUCUAGAAUAUUUAAACGAAAUUUUUUCAUUGGAGUUGGAAAAUGCCAGCAAGCCUUUAGCAGCGGCAUUUUUAGAACGGAUUGUUGUAGCAUCCCUAAUGGAAAAACUCUUCAAAGGUGGAGAUUCUACAGCCGUUGCUAUUUUUAUUUUGACUCGAAUUCUAGCUGGCGGUAUUUGCUACCAGCCUCUUACUGAUUUUAUUGUAGAAUUGCUUUUUUCUACAAAACCUGCAACCCCAAAAGAUGCUUUAUCUCCAUCAGAUUCUAGUUUCUCUCGUGCAUCUUCCAUACUUUCUGUUGGGUCUAGCCUGGACAUCAAUUCAAAUACGUCUGCUCGACAGCUUCUAAUGGGUAAUCUUUCUUUAAAGUCCGAUAUGCAACAUAUGAUGCUUACGUUGGCAUUACUGUAUACGAUUGUCACAUCAAAUGUAUCACACAAUGUACUGGAUUCUGCAAAACUUUUAUCUGCCAAAGUGCGGAAAACAAAAUCGAUUAUGAGCUCAUUGAUGGACUUGGAAGAUCCCACUGAUACUGUAGGGAACAGCACAAGCCCGGUUUCACUACAAAGCGACACUAAAGAUAUGUUCCUUGAGUGUGAUUUUAAGCUGGUGGAUCGACUAGUCGCUAUUCUUGCUGCAGAAGAAAUUUUUACCUAUCCACUAUUUAUUUCACAGUUGGUAUGUCAUUUGAUAGUUGAGCUUGUAGGAAGCUCAUGCGAGUUGCCUUUAGAAACCAAUACUUUGAUAAAGAAUUCGUUUACCCAAAGCACCACACGCUUCAAAACUGCUUUGGACAUUGAUGCAUCCAUGUGCAUGGAUAUUUACGAAUUUGAGACACAGCAGACUGCGUUGAGUCUUGAUUACAUUAUUUCCAAUGGCAAUUAUUUGAUCCAGUCAUACAAUCAAUCCAGUUUAUCUGCCGACUCUACCAAUCUGAUUCCGCUUAGUAUUGCUGUUAAAACAUGGCUAUUGUUUUAUGAUUGUCUUUGCAAGAUUGGAAUGAGAAGAGCUAUCCUACCACCUGCGUUUGACUGGGCUAGCCAACCCGUACUUCCGAAUUGGAGUGUUUGUGAUAUUGCUCCAUGUGUAGUGCAAAAAACAGAAAAUGGUCUUACCUAUCCACCAGAAAAUCGAUAUUUUGUAGAAUGCGAAACACAUUUUGUACUUGCAGAGCCUCUAUCUCGCAAACAUCAACAGGAACGUGCCACAACAGACAUUGCUGCAGUGUGUCAAUACAUGCGUUGGCCUAGAAUCCAGAUUGAGCUUGUUGGUGCAGAUUUGUAUGCAGUGGAUGUGCUUGAAGUACAGCCAAUAUUUUCUGAUACAUCCAUUCAGAGAGUCACAUCAGGUUUAUAUGGAUUCCAAGUGAUUGUGGGUAGUAAAACCACAUGGCGCGGACGACUUGUGUUUGGUGCGAAUGAUGCUCAAGAGCGAGUCCGUGGAUUUAUUGCACAGCAACAAUCGGCAGCUAUUUUGGCUUGGAAGCGUAAUAUAGAGCAUUUGCUUGAACAGCUACGAUGGAGAUAUGCAUGACGAUCUUUUUAGAUUGGUGUAGAAACUUGAAAAUGCAGUAUGGCGUAUCAAUGUAUUUAUUAUAAACUUU